CCUCGUGCUAGCCAGCCAAGUGGCUGUUUGCUCUUGCCUGCCCACCCAUGCAACACGCCUGUGCUGUGCUGUGCUGUGCUUUGCUGUGCUGCCGCUAGCUAGUAACACCCCCCGGUCGGUCCUGCCUGCCUGCCUGCUGGCUGGCUGCCGCUGCUUGCCUGCCCGCUCGCCCUUCCGCCCACCCAUCCACGACUUCCUCAACUCCAAGCUGCUCCUCCGCUUCACAUACACCCACCCGUCCUCACCAAACGACACUCCCCCCACCCCCUCCCACGCCUUCACACGCCCUCACGCCCGGCCCUCCUCUCUCCCCCCGACUCCAUCCAUCACGGCCACGCCUUCAUCGCUCUCCAUCGCACCCGCCCGCACCUUCGACCAGCGCCAGCCCGUACGUACGUACCCACAUUAUUGUUGCUCUCUCACCUCCUCUGCCCUACAUACUUUGGGACGCCGUUCUUUGGUACGGUGCGCCUUUGUAACCGAUCCCAUCAUCUUUCGCCCGCCAUUUUCAUACCAUACCACACGCCCCCCGCUAACUGUCCUGUCUGUCUGCUCAACAGUCCUUCGGCCUCCCCUUCGUUUCCCACCACUCUUUGCAUUCGCUCGCUCGCCCUGCGCCCUACCGCCUUCACCAGUUCCACAUUGCCACUACCAUUAUCACGGGACCCCGCUGGGACGUACCACUCCGUUUGUGUCCUACAUCUUCGACCUCUCCUAUUCAUCACCAAACAUACCACACCAUUCAUCCUCCGUCUCGCAGGCCAUCUGUCUGGCGCACGGGCCGGGAUCGUCUUUUUCUCCGCUCAUCUCCCGCUCCAACCCAUCGCUGCACCCGCUCACCACCCGCUCUCCUUCACACCUGCAUGGUUGCAGUCCGACUUAGUCGUCGCGGACCCUGCCGCUCUUUCGACCUCUCGGACCUCCCCGCACCAUGAACACCAACUUCCCCAACAUGAUGGCCCCCGCCAACCAACGAGGGCCCAAUAUACAGCAAGUCAUGAUGCGCCACUAUACCCAGCAGCAGGCCAACGCCGCGCCCGGGUGGCAGCAGACAGUCGCUCCCGAGGAACGCACACGGAAUGCCCACCAACUAUUCACAUCAUUUCGUCUCCUCAAGCCCGAACAGACUGACCCGCAAGUCCUGCAGGGUGCCAUGUCAAUUGAUGGACAGGCCUUUACCCAGGCUACGAGUAAAGAACAGUAUAUGAUGAACGUCAGAGCCAAGUUGUCACAGAUGCAAAAUAUGCGCCAGGCGCACAUGGCUCAGAUGCAGGGAAACAUGGUCAAGCCCAUGAACCAGAUGAAUCCUGGCCAAAUGAAUCCCGGUGCACAGAUGGGCGGCAUGAUGAUGGGCCAAAAUGGCCAGCAGAUGCGUCCAAAUGGUCCUCAGGGCAUGGCUCAAGGUUUUGCCAACGCACAGCUUCAGCGUCCCAUGCAGGUGUCACCCAUUCCCAUGGCCCAGAGUAAUUCCUCCAUGGGAAUGAACGCAGGCAACAACGUAGGUCCUGCUCAGCAACAGAUGAAGCCACAACAGCAAAACACGCCUCAAGGUCAGCAACAGCAACAGCAGCAACAGCAACAAUCCGGCGCCUUCAUCAAUAAGCUCGCGGCAAAGCUCAUGGACAAUGCUCGGGAAGACAUCAAACUGCAAUAUCAACACGAAGUAAACCAGUGGCCCGAAGACAAGAAGCAGCAGCUAAUGAACCGGGGUAUCAACCCAAUCUUCUUCAAAUUCCGACUACAAGCAGAGUCCAUGAUCAAAAGCGGCAAGUUGAGCAGCGCGCAGAUGCAAGCCAUUGCCUCCCAGGGCCAGCCGGGUCAACCUGGUCAGAUGCAGGGGCAAAUGCAAAAUCAGGCGAAUUUGGCGAACCAACAACGUCCGUCCAACCAGGGCUUCGACUUUGACGCCAUCACCAACCAGCAACAAGGCGCGUUGCAAGAUCAGGGCCAGGGACAGGAAGUAGUUCCUGCUAGCAACAAUGCCAUGGGUGCACAAAUGGGAUUUCCAGGGCAGGAUCCGCAGGCCGCAAAGCAACGGCAGGCUCAAGCGCAAACUGCUGCUUUCCAAAACAUGAACUCGUUGCAAGGCAUGACUCCACUGCAGCGCCAGCAAGCUCAAGCUCAGGCUCAGGCCCAAGUUCAGGCACGUGCGCAAUUGCAGCAGGUGCAGCAGCAGCAAGCCCAGCAACAACAGGCUCAGCAGCAGCGCAACUCGAACCAGAUGCUUCAAGGUCAAGUCGGCGGUCUCAACCUUCCGCCUGGUGCACAGCAAAGUCCUGCUAUGCCGAUGCUUAACCGACCCAUGGCACCUCCGGGCCAGCCAGGUCCUUCAACACCGCAGCAGCGCCAACAACCCCAGAUACAACAAAUGCAGUCUCAAGGCGGUCUCUCAGAACCUCACUUGACACAGCUGAUGCACGAAGCUCAACAACGAAUAAACGCAGUAGGCAUGCAAGGUCCGCCUUUGAACGAGGAGACAAGAAUGCGGAUGAUGGGGAACAUGGACCCUGCGAUCAAACAACAGCUUCUGAAGGUGCCCGAUCAAAAUUUUCGCCAGAUUCUCCAAAUGCAGAAUCGGAACUCGGGUGUUAUGCCGAACGGCAUGUUUCCCGGUGGCCAGCUGGGUCAGCAGCCCAACAUGCAAAUGAUGGGUCAGGGGCAAGGCCUCCAUGCCGGUAUGCCCCCAAAUAUGAUGAACGGGGGAGCCAUGCGCCCUGGAGGCAUGAAUAUGGGUCAACAAGCACCUGGCGGCAUGGGUGGGCAACCGAUGCCUAUGGGCCAACGCCCAGGACAGCCACCGCAACCGCAGAAUCGACAAGCUCUGGCUCAAGCAUUACUCCAACAGAAUCCUGGCAUUAUUCAGCACUCGGACAAUAGUCCAUUCCCACCGGGUGUCUUGAACGAGAGCGUUCGUCAGCACGUCCCUGCCAACGUCAAAACAUGGUCGCAGCUCAAGAUGUGGGCUCAGGCCAACGCUUCGAUACAUCCUGGCCUGGAUAACCGUAAGCUUAUACUCCUUCAGGUUCUCAAUUAUCACGAUAUAUUGCGAAUGCAGUCGCAGAUGCAACAGCAACAACAGCAGCAGCAUCAGCAUCAACAGCAGCAACAGCAACAACAGCAGCAGUCGCAGCAACAACAACAACAACAACAACAACAACAACAACAGCAGCAGCAGCAACAGCAACAGCAACAGCAACAGGCGCAGCAACAACAGCAGCAGCAGCAGCAACAGCGGAAUCCAGCGUUUCCUGGCCGUCCUCCCCAGCCAAAUGGCAUGACUGGUGGUAUUGCGCCGCCGGCCCAGAUGACACCUGGAUCUGUACCUGCACGUCCGCAACAACCACAGAAUUUGCCCAACGUCACCCCCCAGGAGAUUCAAACCGUUCGCAUGAAGCUUCCGCCCCAGUCGGCCAAUGCCACAGAUGAGCAACUCCGCAACUUCAUCAUAACACAGAAGAUCAACCAAAGAAAGCAGCAACUAGCGCAGCAGCAAGUAGCCAUGAACAUGCAAGCCCAGCAGCGAGGGCAAACACAACAGCCUCCCAUGAAUAUGCCAGGUCAAGUGCCGCCCCAAGCAUCUCGCCCGCCAACAGGGCAGCAGCCUACGCCGGCACAGCCCACGCCUCAAACUAGACCGCAACAGCCUCCUCAGACUACUCAGCCGAAUCCUCCAAUCACUCUGAACAAGGGUAUCAAGAGGUCAAACGACGAUAUCAACGAUACGGCAACUGUUGAUGGCCCUCCUGCGCACAUGGCCCCUCAAGCGCCCGCUAUGGUUCCCUCUAAAUCACAGCAGGCGACACAUCAUAGUCAAGAGCAGCUCUCCAAGAUGAACCAGCAGGUCAAGGCCAAUCUGAUGAAGGCCCAGGAUGCCUCGAACAACAAGUCCCAACAACCCCAGCAAUCGAGGAAUCUGGGCUCCACCGAGGAAAUCACCAACAAGAUGAAAGACCCAGCACAGGAGGCCAAAUUUAAGUCUAUGCUCAUGGAAGAGGAUCAGAAGGUUCCACGUCGCCAGCCAAUCCUGUGCUCUCCCCAAACGAGGGACGCCAUACAGCAACACGUCAAAGAAAAGUUCAAUUCCAUGCGGAAAGUGGAACAGGCACUGCGGGUUUUCCUCGUUUCUAGUCAUGGUCCCGAGGCCGACAAAAUCGCUAGGACGAUUAUGAAAGCACGCUGCUCUCUAUUGAGACAAAUGAACCCACAGGACGGAACCCUCCGCGACGACAUCUCAUUGACGGAGGACGAGUUCAAAGAGCACAUCAAGAACAUCAUCUCUUUUGUGCAAAGGGUCAUGUCCCGGUUUCACCCACAAGCACAGCAACACCGCGAUCCCACUGUUCAACCUGUCCCACUCAAUGCCGCCAAUCUUAAGAUCGUCCAAGAGCAACAGAAACGGCAACCGAAGGCUCCUCCUGCACCAACUGCUACGCAGCCGCCGUUCCAGAUUGGUACAAAUUCUGCACAAAUCGGCGUUCCCACUUACGGCACAGGCGCCAAACCCCUCCAGAACUUGUCUAUCCCGCAGCAGAAAAAGCGGAAGCUCGAUUCGAACACCCAAUCCUCAACCCCCGGGGCAAAGGCGUCACCACGUCUGGGUGGUGGCAAAGGUGCUUCGCCUGAACUCAAGAGGCAGCAGCCGCCUCCGACUCCAAAACUCACGUUCAGGUGCAAAGACGCCGAUUGCGAAUAUGCGAUUAGUGGAUUCGAUAGCCAGGUGGAGUUGGACGCGCAUGUGGGACAGGCGCACGCCAAAAUCGAAGACCCUUUCAAGUUUGCCUUGGAUUCAAUGGCAGACCUCUUGGAUGUGGAUCCCAAAACGGGUCAGCCUAAGCAUGACAAUACUCAAGCGGCUGCCAAACCUAUUCCAGCACCCCGCGCGCCGCCGCCCCAGCCCACCAAGACAGGUCAGACCCCAAGGAUGCCACCUGCUGCGGCUACACCCGCUGCGCAGCAAGCAGCAGCCACGCCCAUGGCGCGUGUUCCGACACAAACUGGGAUCAAGAGCUCGCCUUCGACAAACCUACUCAAGACACCGCAGACAAGCGCAAAAGUUGCAACGCCCAGUACCGGCGCACCAGCCAAAGCGACACCAGCAAGCACCACCAAGGCUGCUCCCAAGGACGUUGAGAUUCCUCCGCCACUCGAGCCCGAGCCAGAAAAUCUCCAGCCCCUUAUCCCGACUUCGCUACUUGAUUAUUCGUACGAGGAGGUUUACGCAUCUCUCGACGCGAAUGCUCCUUUUACUACGCUCGAUCUCAACGAUGAGUCCAACUCGUGGGCCUUGCGAUCACGUCCGAGCUCUCCACUCAACACCCCCGACUCGUCUUCCAAGGACACGCCUUCGACGCGGCAAUCCGACAUUUCCGAGAACGACAAUCUGCAAAUCAACAUCGAGAUGAAAGAUGCAGACUUUCCUGAUGGCUGGUUACUCAACGGUGAUGGACUCCCGCUUGAUGCGCAGCUCUCUGAGGAUCUGCAGAACCUGGGCGUUGCACUCCCGCCGAUGGACAGCAACGACAUGAUGCUGUUCUAUGGGGAUUCCGGCACGCUGGAUCUUGAUGCGUUCGACAAGUCUAUGUUUCUCAUGGAUGAAAGCAUGGACCUUUCCGCUCUAGGCACGACAUAG
This is a messenger RNA of Periconia digitata, 5629 nucleotides long. The record is from the annotation of a GenBank genome assembly. NCBI's taxonomy places the organism in Eukaryota, Fungi, Ascomycota, Dothideomycetes, Pleosporales, Periconiaceae.